GGGAGGAAGGGAGGGAGGGAGGAAGGGAAGGAAAACACUCCUUUGCUUUAUCUGAUCACAGUCCUUAAGUCUCCCAAGGUACUGUAAUGCCUGGAGAAUAUGACUUGCCUCCUUAGGUCUCCUCUUGGGCAUGCUUGUGUAAAGAGGCCUCGUCCUCUGCAACCUGGCUAUUUCCUGGUUGCCUGAGUGUCCUGGGCCUUCAUCAAGUCACCUCUUAACCACUAAAACCCAGCCCCGAGAGUCUAGGGGAUGGAGUCUCCUCCCUGUGAAGCCAGCAGCUCCAUACCUCCAGAAUGGACUUUGAUGAUGAAGACGGUGAAGGUCCCAGUAAAUUUUCAAGAGAGAAUCAUAGUGAGAUUGAGUGGCGCAGACGGAACAAGAUCACUCAGUACAUCACGGUGCUCUCGGACAUGGUCCCCACCUGCAGUGCCCUGGCCUGGAAACGGGACAAGCUCACCAUUCUCCGCAUGGCUGUCUCACACAUGAAGUCCAUGAGAGGCAUAGGAAACAAGUCUACAGAUGGUGCAUACAAGCCUUCCUUCCUCACGGAGCAGGUACCUAGCCACCCACCUCUGAUGGUUUCAUUCGUGGAAAGACUACAGCCCCAGUCAGAGUGGUUUGGGAGCACCCUCUAUGAACAAGUGCAUCCUGAUGACGUGGAGAAGCUGAGAGAGCAGCUGUGCACCUCAGAGAACUCAAUGACAGAUUUGGUUGAGCUCCUUCUGAAUGGCCUUGGCCCAGUGAAAGAGGGUGAAGCUCAGUACGCCGUGGUCCACUGCACAGGGUACAUCAAGGCCUGGCCGCCUGCAGGAAUGACCAUCCCUGAUGAAGAUGCUGAUGUGAGACAAGGCAGUAAAUACUGCCUUGUAGCAAUUGGGAGACUCCAGGUGACCAGCUCUCCAGUGUGUAUGGAUAUGAACGGGGUGUCGGUGCCCACAGAGUUCUUGUCCCGGCAUAAUGACGGGAUCAUCACGUUUGUGGACCCAAGAUGCAUUAGCAUGAUUGGCUACCAACCCCAGGAUCUUCUGGGAAAGGACAUUUUGGAAUUCUGCCACCCUGAGGAUCAGAGUCAUCUGCGUGAGAGCUUCCAGCAGGUGGUGAAGCUGAAGGGCCAAGUGCUGUUGGUCAUGUACCAGUUCGGCACCAAGAACCGGGAGUGGAUGUUGAUCUGCACCAGCAGCUUCACCUUCCAGAACCCUUACUCCAACGAGAUUGAGUACAUCAUCUGCACCAACACCACUGUCACGCAGCUUCAGCAACAGCAGGCGGAACUGGAAGUGCACCAGCGAGAUGGGUUGUCAUCAUAUGACUUAUCCCAGGUCCCUGUCCCUAAUCUACCUGCUGGUGUUUGUGAGGCUGGGAAAUCUGUGGAAAAGGCAGAUGCAAUCUUCUCUCAGGAAAGAGACCCUUGGUUUGCUGAAAUGUUUGCAGGCAUCAGUGCAUAUAAGUUUCUAGAUGGCAUGGAGAAGAAGAUGAUGAGCUCUUCCUUGGCACCAGGCACCCAAGGGAGCCCAUUCCCCUCCGGGCACUCAGGCAAGGCCUUCAGCUCCUCAGUGGUUCAUGUGCCUGGAGUGAACGAUAUUCAGUCCUCCUCCUCAACUGGGCAGAACAUAUCCCAGAUCUCCCGGCAGCUGAACCAGAGCCAAGUGGCAUGGUCCGGGAACCGUCCACCCUUCCCAGGACAGCAAAUCCCAUCCCAGUCACAGAAGUCUCCCUUUGGGAUUGGAACGAGCCAUGCUUACCCAGCAGACCCCUCUUCCUACAGCCCUCUGUCGAGCCCCGCGACCUCCUCGCCGAGUGGGAGUGCUUACUCCAGCCUUGCCAACAGGACUCCAGGGCUUGGCCAUAUCCUGGACCUGAAGACGGGGACGGUCAAGAAAGAAGAGCAGCAGUCGUCCAUGCGGAUGUGCCUGGGUUCCCGGCGCUCCUUCAUCUGCAGGAUGAGGUGUGGAAAUGCUCCCUUGGAUCACCUGCCCCUUAACAGAAUAACCACCAUGAGGAAAAGGUUCAGGUCAGCACCCUCCUGAUAUGUUCGUGGGACUAUGCAGGUUGAUAGUGUUGGUGUCCUAAACCGGGGAGUGGCCCAACUUAAAGAGGGCUGAGUUUAGGGAGAACCAAGAUUGUGCUCCAGGGAGGCAGUGGCUGAGGCAAGAAUGUGACAUUGACUAGAAUGUGCCUAUCAAUCUACAAGAAAACACUCUGGAUGGUAAAAGACC
Molecule: messenger RNA, 2216 nt
Organism: Perognathus longimembris pacificus (Pacific pocket mouse)
Lineage: Eukaryota; Metazoa; Chordata; Mammalia; Rodentia; Heteromyidae
Product: aryl hydrocarbon receptor nuclear translocator 2-like
Biological process (GO): regulation of transcription by RNA polymerase II
Cellular component (GO): cytoplasm; nucleus; aryl hydrocarbon receptor complex
Molecular function (GO): DNA-binding transcription factor activity, RNA polymerase II-specific; protein dimerization activity; RNA polymerase II cis-regulatory region sequence-specific DNA binding
Source: RefSeq, a predicted model, not a curated record